Molecule: messenger RNA, 1381 nt
Organism: Monomorium pharaonis (pharaoh ant)
Lineage: Eukaryota; Metazoa; Arthropoda; Insecta; Hymenoptera; Formicidae
Gene: Spase12
Product: signal peptidase complex subunit 1
Exons: 3
Coding region: 91-378 (95 amino acids)
Biological process (GO): protein targeting to ER
Cellular component (GO): endoplasmic reticulum membrane; signal peptidase complex
Source: RefSeq, a predicted model, not a curated record
GACGACGUGUCCACGCAUCUCGAAACGUCGAGCGAGGUGUACGAGACGAGUGUCCCUAUCCUUUGCCGCCUGUAAAUAUACUUGUUCGCGAUGAACGCGUGGACGCAAUACUUCAAAUCCAUCCCGACGCAUAUGGAUUACGAUGGCCAAGCUAGAGCGGAGAGAUUGUCGCGGCUCAUAAUAACGUUAUUCGGAUUUGUUGGCGUAGUCUGGGGAUUUGUCAUUCAACAAUUCUCGCAGACGAUCUACAUACUUGGCGCUGGAUUCGUCAUGGCAGCGUUAAUCACCGUACCCCCAUGGCCCAUGUACCGCCGCAAACCGUUGGACUGGCAAAAGCCACAGUCCGAAAUUGCCACGAAGCAAAAGAAAAAGAAAUAAUUUUGCCGGACAUAUUUAUUGCACCUCAAACGAAAUGUAGCACAAUGAAAUUUUGUUCAAUCUUCAAUGGCGCAAAUUCCGACGAUUGUACAAACCUAUGCAUUUGUUUCAUGCAAUUAUGAGAUACAAAUGUCCUUAAUGUACGAAUGCAAGAGUAUGUUGAUGAAUGCAAGAGUAUGUUGAUAUCCGUAAGUAUGUGUGUGAUUAAGUUUCUUUUUUGUAAGAUACAUAUACUUUAAUAUUUCCUUGGUUUCCAUAUGAAUGCAAAUCAUAAAUAAAAUAACAUUGUAUUUACAUUUAAAGAGAUUUAUGAACUUAGAAAAUGACCUCGCAAAUAGUGGUAAAAUGAGAUAAUUUGCAGAGCCAGCUGAGAUGAUAGUUUUAUGCCAGUUCAAUCAGUUUUUAGAAGAAUAAAAUAAACUGGAACUUUGUUAUUGAUAAAUUAUACGGUGAAAAUAAUCCUGUUUUAUUUUCAUUUUGUACAUUAUGUGUUGCUGUAUAUCUAAUUCUUUGUGUAUUAUAUAAUGAAGUUUCAGCAUUUAUUAACUAUUAUAAUUAAAAUUAAAUUAAAAUAUCAUUAAGACGAUUAAAGUAAUUUAACAAUUUAACAACCUGAACAAAAAUAUAAAAAAUGAGACUGAGAUACAUUUUUUAUUUUGUAAGUAGUUCACUGACCUGGAAAAACUGAUAAUUUUCUCGAGUAAUUCUUUUUGAACGACUGUUACCUUAUUGUUAUACAUAAAAUUUUGAAUCAGCUGGGAUAAGAUUUUUAUGCCAGCUCAAUCAGUUUUCAAAGAAAUAAAAUAAACUGCAAGUUUAUAUCACUGAUGAACAGUGUGAUUGUACGGUGAAGAUUAUACUGUUUUACUUAUUCCUUACAGUAUGCAAUGCUGUAUAUCUAACUUUUUAUACAUUAUAUAAUGAAAUUUCGUUAUUUAUAUUGUAAUUAAAACAGUAACGGUUAAAGUAAUUUGACAAUUCAAUAAAUCUGAUGAGCAAUACG